AUGGGUUCUUAUACAGAAUGCUUUGGAAUGAAGCUUUUAAGGCAAAGAGAUAUCCCGGAUGAAAAAUAUGCCAAUGCUUUUCUUGGAUUUGGCCCUGAAGAAUCCCAUUUUGUUGUCGAAUUAACAUAUAAUUAUGGGGUGACCUCGUAUGAGAUAGGGGAUGGCUUUGGACAUUUUGCAAUUGCAACUCAGGAUAUUUACAAAUCGGUUGAGNUCGUCCGAGCCAAGGGAGGAAGCAUCACUAGGGAGCCUGGACCAGUUCAGGGUGGGACUACUGUCAUCCGGCCAUCUGCCAUGGGUGCUCCAAAUCAUGAUGGGUUGGAUUUUGCACAUGGUUUUAAAGCUCGGCCUCUUAAUAAGAAGCAAGCUAGUGAUGCAAAUGAGCUCGAGUCUUUUUUGAGUACAAGACAAUCAUCUGGUGGAAGUAAUAUUUAG
This is a messenger RNA of Vigna radiata var. radiata (mung bean), 435 nucleotides long. RefSeq names its product putative lactoylglutathione lyase. Bases 1 to 435 code for a protein of 144 amino acids. The record is from RefSeq and is a predicted model, not a curated record. The transcript is spliced from 6 exons. Gene Ontology annotation, cellular component: cytoplasm. Gene Ontology annotation, molecular function: lactoylglutathione lyase activity. NCBI's taxonomy places the organism in Eukaryota, Viridiplantae, Streptophyta, Magnoliopsida, Fabales, Fabaceae.